UUUUCUGAUCAUGUUAAUAUCCCACAGCGCUAUACACUCAAGAAACGGGGCGAAUACCUGUUGGCGGUUUCUUGAGCUUUCUUUCUGAAUUGAUCUUUUCCGGUAUUUUUUGCGACACACAGCAAGUUACCUCGUACUGCAUAAGUGCGAAUGCCAAGCGGACUUGUUCGUCGGUCGAUCACACUGCCUUCCGGUUUUUUUCGACAGUUUGUCUGCGUUUGCGUACCUCUGUGCCCGUACACUCGAGAUCCCUUUUUUCGCGUUAUGACUUUGUGUUUGAUAGUCAGGUCAUAGUAUCAGUCGGGUAGCCUUCUUGCUUGUGGCGUGUGCCUGACUCGACAGGUGCCCACUCUGAUAGUUUUUUCAUACAAAAGACAGACUGUGUUAGCGGCAUGUCUCAACUGUCUCUAUUUCUUCACGCUUGUGGUGGUCUUCAUCUCCGGCCUUCUCAAUCUCUAAGGUAUCAUCCCGGCAUAGGGAUUAGGGCCUAUUCUUUUUUGUUUGCUCGUCAUUUCGAGCAUCGUUUCUCGUUUGGUCGAUGCUCAAUGCCCCUGGGUCGGUAUCCAUUCGUUGUCGGGUGAAGAUUUGCCUUCUACCACUGGAUAUUCUCUUGCAGGUAUUUCUCUCGUCUUCUUCUCAUUUUAUUGUCUACCUUCGUCAUCGUAGAUUGUGUCAUCUUUCUGCUGUCUUCGUUUUCUCUGUCUUCUUCCCUCUCCCCGAUGUUUUUGUUAAUUAUAUCAGGUAUCUCGAUUUUUGGUCCCCUCUUGGCCGAUAUAUUCCGUUUGAAACAUUGCAUUUCGGUCUUCCCUUUAUUUGAGCUUCGUCGCAAACCAAAAUUGUGCAUAUCUAUCUCUUACGCUCCUAAGUUCUUUUCCGUAACUUCUGUUGUUCGACAGUGCCUUGGCCCAAAUGAUGCGACCAACAUGUGGCACUCACCCGUUGGGGCCCUCACAUGAGGCGGAGACGCAAGGAAGCGAGCACGGGGACUCCGACGGUGAUUGUCCCACUUCACCGAAGCAGAACACUGAAACGCUAGAGGAAAGAGGUAACCGACUGCCUCAUGUGUCACCUCCCCGGCCUCUUCGAUACAUUGGGCAAAAAAGGAACUCCGACCCAGGAGACAGAGAUCUUUCCGGCUGGUCACUUCCUAGUGACGUGACGGCUGUAGGGGUGGCCACCGAGGAGGAGGCGGGUAGUGGCAAGGAGAAAGAAACAGCCAAUGAGCUGUUUGGCAAAAAAGCCCAGCCGUCCUUUCUCGUUGAAGGAGAAACCUACGAUCUUCAUUUAACUCAACGCCUUAUCGUCAGUGUUUGUGUAGUGGGAAUUGUUUUCGCUCUCGCUGGGUUCGAAUCAACGUCACCGUGGCCUACCAUACAGAAUGAGGGGGUGGAUCUCAGUGUCUUUUGCUCUGCUGGUGACAGCAGACGUGGCUGCGUUAUACAGCAUCUUUUUCUCCUGCUCUUUCCUGUUGGACUCGCGGUCGGCUGCGUAUUCGGUGGGCUUUUCGGUGACUGCUGGGGAAGAAGACGCGUGUUCUUCUUCACAGACAUUUUUGCGGUCACGGGCUCCGCGCUCGUUGCCAGCGCGCGUAACUACGUGAUGCUGCUUUGUGGGCGAACGUUGGUAGGCGUGGCCAUCGGUUCGGGAUUUGUGGCGUAUGGAGCGUACGUGGCAGAGAUUUCACCGCCUGAAUCUAGAGGCGCUCUUCUAGCUAUGUCGCAGGUUUUCUUCAUUCUUGGGCGUUUGUCGUCCUUUGCGGUCCUUUCCACCAUGCAAGAGAGUGCUUGGCAGUACCUCGCAGGUAUCGCCGCAGCAAUUGCAGGCGGACAGUUUCUUCUUCUUCUCUUCUACGUCCCUGAGAGUCCUAAGUGGAUGAUUCAAAAGCAGAAACCGGCGAAGGCUCUGAGUGCACUGAAAGCACUGGGUGAACAGGAGAGUCACGCCGGCGCCAUUAUCAUGCAGCAGGAACAAAGGAUUCCUGAGCAAGUUAUACGACAAGCACAUAGGUAUUGCCCUGAAACCUGCUCGCUGCUAUUGGUGACCCAUGGCAGACAGUUUUUGACAGCUCUCGGAUGCGCCUUCUUUGCGGUCGUGGUAGGAUCCAGUUUCGUCGGUCAGCUUCAUAAUGCCAGUAUCGCUCAGACAGUCGCUUGCGAUACUCGCCUCGUCAGCAUUGCGACUGGAGCAGCGAAGGGGCUAGGAGUCUUGAUUGCUCUUUUAGUCGUCGACAGUUGGGGGCGCCGCCCUCUUCUGCUCACUGGCACGGUAACUGCAGGUGUUGCCUUCUCUUUGAUGGCUAUUGAUUUCUUGUGGCACAAUCAGUUGGCGAAUGACUCGGUCCGUUCUACUGGAACAAAGAUUCUCACUCCGUGCUCGGGACGUGGAGCGGAAGCGGGAUCCAUGCCCUCUACAGAUAUCAGAGCUGUCGGCCUCAUUCUCGCGGUUUUUGGACAGAAUCUCGGGUGGUCAACGCUUUUUCUCGGGGUAGUUGCAGAGAUGCUUCCAACGUGCGUGAGAGGGUUGGCUCUCGGUUUCACGUUGUUCCUGUAUUUCCUUUUAGAUGUCUGCACCAGUUUCCUGAUGGACAGCACUCUCUUGAAGGUUGCGCCAUCAUCUACUCUGACCGGGUACACCGCCUUGAGUGUUGUUGCCUUCUUUUUCACUUUCAUCGUCAUUCCAGAAGGCCGAGGGUGUGCUCUUGACAGUUUGACCCCAGAUGGGUAUGCCCCGUCGUGGCUGAAUGAGCUUCGCGCUUGUAGCACACGGGGAACCGAGAAGGACGCAUGCGGGACGGGACGAGUUCGCCGUGGUCGGGGACUUGGCAGCAAGAUGAUAUCCAGCAGAGAAACCGGCAUCGAAAUGCAAAGUCAAACAGAAGAAAACAGCCCUACAAUAAGCCAAGAAGCAUCGGUAAUGCAAGCAGUAGCUCUUUCUGAUGCAAUGUCGCUUCAGAGGGACAUACAAGAAGCCAUACGGGAGUUACCUUCUUAGCGCAACGGAACAUCGGACAAAAGGUCCGCAACCAGUUCAUCCUAAACGAGUACAGACGGCGUAGAGGGAAUUUGUAAGCAUGGCGAUUGCUGCGAGGAGACGAUGCCGUGAUACCUCAGUUGGUUUUGGUCUCGCGCAAGAAGUGAGACCGUAGGGCGCGCGCCUCGAUGCACAAGUAUCUCCUUACUGUAGAAUCUAUGUUGGCAGGAGUCGCAGACAAUGACUUGUCUGGUAAUACACAACGCUGCAGUGCGCAGAAAGCUGGUGAGAAUGAGUAUAGAUCUUUCGGCGUGUCAAGACGGAUAGAAAACUGCUGUUCUGGGGAGUGACUUCUUAUUGAAAGAGCGUGACAGCUGCUCCGACGUCAGACGCCAUGGUCUUUUUUUUUUUCUGUAAGGUAGAGAGGCAGAUUCCGGAAAGGCACUGGCAGAAACUGCGUUCGGCCUUGCUAGCCGUAAUCGUGUGACCCUUUUCUGGGAGCGGGAGAACGAAUAGUGGAAGUGGAGGUUCCUGGAAUUGUGUCGUUUUUUUAGACCCCCCGUGAUGUGGGCGAUACGAUGUAGGCAAGCCUUAUGUCCGCCUGCAGCUGGAAAAGAGGCUUUCUGAAUCUUGUAAACCUCGGUUAUGACUGAAGUGCCGUGCUAGAUGGUAUCGGAUUUAUGUGGUGGCAAGCGGAAUUCCACGAAGGCGUGUACGCGACACACAUAGCAUUUCUGGUGUAACUGCCUCGACGGACUCUAUUCCUAGUUGGAGAGGAGGAAACAGACAUAGACGUUCAGCAGUGGUGAGAUCGCAGCAAGUGAUGGGACGUAUGGUAAAGUGUUUUUUCCCUUUUCGAAAUAGACUGCCUUCUUUUCACACAAUUGGUAAUAGUGUAGGGGCGUAUGCGACAGCAGCGCUCAUUAUUUGUGUUUGUGUUUUCCGCGGUCACCGUGUAUUUUAUUGGUCUGGUUCACGUGCCACAAGACUCAGUCUCAGUCUUCUCUCGUACGAUGACAUACGGGAAAAAGUGUCAUGGUAUCGUUCUGCAUCCGAUGGUGUCAGAGCUUUCACUCAACGACCAACACUGCAGCCAUUGCAAAACCAAUUCUCUGUCUGGGCAGUUGUUACUUCAAUUUAUGGAACAAAA
Messenger RNA from Toxoplasma gondii ME49, 4120 nucleotides. RefSeq names its product sugar transporter ST3 (gene ST3). The record is from RefSeq and is a predicted model, not a curated record. Gene Ontology annotation, cellular component: membrane. Lineage: Eukaryota; Apicomplexa; Conoidasida; Eucoccidiorida; Sarcocystidae. The coding region runs from base 910 to 2991 and encodes 693 amino acids. Gene Ontology annotation, molecular function: myo-inositol:proton symporter activity. Gene Ontology annotation, biological process: transmembrane transport. The transcript is spliced from 10 exons.